UCCCAACAUACCCUUCAAUAAAAACCCAUAACCAGCCUCCAUUUCUCCCAGGGUUCUCUUGCCCCUCGCUCGAAACCCCGAAACUGUAGUCGAAGGAGCUUUCUCUCCUGCCUUUUCCCCACGAUUUCCUCGCCGCAAGAGACACUCCAUUCAACAAUUUGUUUUACCAAUAAUGCACGUAGUGAAAGAAUGGGAAGUGGGAGUUUGUUGUGGAAUUUGACAAAGAAAUAUUUAACAGUUGGGGUCAUAGGGCUAACCAUUACAGACCGAUAUGCUAGUAUUGUUCCGGUACGAGGUGGCUCUAUGUCUCCUACGUUUAAUCCUAGGACCAAUACAGUUUUGGGGUCAUUAGAUGACCGUGUUUUGAUCGAGAAGUUUUGCCUUGCAAAGUACAAAUUUUCGCAUGGCGACGUGGUAGUUUUUCGCUCCCCAAGUGAUCACAAGCAGAAACUCAUUAAGAGAAUUAUUGGCUUACCUGGUGACUGGAUGGGGACUCCUCAAAAUGAUGUGGUCAAGAUUCCAGAAGGACACUGUUGGGUUGAGGGAGACAAUCCAGCAUCUAGCAUGGAUUCAAGAAGUUUUGGCCCAAUUCCUUUGGGUUUAGUUCAGGGAAGGGCUACGACCAUUGUAUGGCCUCCUCACAGAAUAUGCCAGGUUGAGAGAAGAAUCUUUGAAGACAGAUUUUCCCCCUCCGCAUGAACUUCCAGUAACAGUUCUCUUCUUGUGCGGGAUCACAAAUUCUCAAGUUUUUCCCGAGUCCCGUUUCAACAUUCCUUUAUGGAAUCAUGUUGCCUAUUUGCUUUCCACCCUUUGUUGUGUGGCUUCACUGCAACCAAAACCGGUUCUCUACAUUCCUUACUGAGAAUCACAAUUAUUUGAAAUAUUCAGUGUAUUGACAACUUAGCAAAAAUCCAAAUGGACUAGAGUGCAUUUUUGAAGAGAAGGAAAGUUUUUACAAUUUCUA
Populus nigra (black poplar) is the source of this 964-nucleotide messenger RNA. RefSeq lists its product as uncharacterized. The record is from RefSeq and is a predicted model, not a curated record. The transcript has 5 exons. Gene Ontology annotation, biological process: mitochondrial respiratory chain complex assembly. Lineage: Eukaryota; Viridiplantae; Streptophyta; Magnoliopsida; Malpighiales; Salicaceae. Gene Ontology annotation, cellular component: mitochondrial inner membrane peptidase complex; membrane. Gene Ontology annotation, molecular function: serine-type endopeptidase activity. Bases 190 to 699 code for a protein of 169 amino acids.